This is a messenger RNA of Helicoverpa zea (corn earworm), 3866 nucleotides long. Its product is annotated as dual specificity protein phosphatase Mpk3-like. The coding region runs from base 201 to 1346 and encodes 381 amino acids. The transcript has 6 exons. Gene Ontology annotation, biological process: negative regulation of MAPK cascade; protein dephosphorylation. The record is from RefSeq and is a predicted model, not a curated record. Lineage: Eukaryota; Metazoa; Arthropoda; Insecta; Lepidoptera; Noctuidae. Gene Ontology annotation, cellular component: cytoplasm; cytosol. Gene Ontology annotation, molecular function: protein tyrosine/threonine phosphatase activity; MAP kinase tyrosine/serine/threonine phosphatase activity.
GUUACUGUUGUGUUUAUCAUAAAUGGCUUGCUUCAGUUUAAAUUAGAUUCGAGUUUUUUGGUAUUCGUUAAUAAUUAGUGGUAAUAAGAAUGAUGGUGUUUAGGAACUCAAUAUAAAAGGUUUACAUGAAUUAGUGCAACAGGCGAUUGUAAGUCGCAAAGGGCUCGUGUAAACACAGGAGAACGUUGUAAUUUUACAACAUGCCUACGGAUUCUGAAUGCGAGUGCGACCUGGUGUCGAAGGAGUGGUUGUUGGCGAAGUUACGCUCUGACGAGAGAGAUACUGUGCUGAUUGACUGUCGCGGUUCCAACGAAUAUGCAAUAUCCCACAUCCGCUCCGCAGUGAACUUUUCAAUACCGAGUAUAAUGCUGCGGCGCUUGGCCGCGGGCAAGAUCGAGCUCGUAUCAACUGUGCAGUGUAAAGAGCUUAAGGCGAGGAUCUCGCACUGUAGUACGCGGGGCAUCUUUGUGUUGUACGGGGAAGGAGUUCCGCGGGACCCCGACUCGGUGCAUGGAAUCCUGCUGCGGAGGCUAAAGCAAGAUGGCGUGCAGGUUGUCUGCCUUGAAGGCGACUUCGAAGAGUUCCGGCGCGCGUACCCCGAGUGGUGCAGCGAGGCGGGCGCGCAGCAUGUUCCACAUCUACCCCUAAUGGGACUGAGAUCGCUGCGCAUCUCAGGGUCGGGCUGCGAGGAGGCGCUGUCGUCGGGCUCGUCCUCGGAGUGCGAGGACGCGCACGGCCACGCGCCGCAGGACUUCCCCAUCGAGAUCCUGCCCAACCUGUACCUCGGCAACUCCACCAACAGCGAGGACUGCGACGCGCUCGCCAGGCAUAACAUUAAGUAUGUGCUGAACGUGACCCCAGACCUGCCCAACACCUUUGAAGCGGAGGGCUGCGGAAUCAAUUACUUGAAGAUACCCAUCGCUGAUCACUGGAGUCAAAACCUCUCCGUACAUUUUCCACAGGCCAUAAGAUUUAUUGAGGAGGCGAUGUCUGCGCGCUGCGGCGUGCUGGUGCACUGCGUGGCCGGCGUGUCGCGGUCCGUCACCGUCACGCUGGCCUACCUCAUGCAGCGCCACCGCCUGUGUCUGCGCGACGCCUUCGAGCUCGUGCGCUCGCGCAAGACCGACAUCGCGCCCAACUUCCACUUCAUGCGCCAGCUGCACUCCUUCGAGCGCGACCUGGGCCUGCACGAGCACAGCGCCAGUCUGAGUAAGGUGCUGCAGGCGCUGGGCGCGCCUGAGCCGGCGCCGGCCGCCGCCGCCUGCGCCUGCGCGCCGCACGGCGUGUCGCCCGACUCCGGCAUCGAGUUCGACCGCUGGAGCGCCGCCAGGGACACGCCGCAAUGACAGUUCUUCACGCCGCGCCAGCCCCACUGCGGCCCGCCGCCCCGGCCCGGCCCGUCGGGCCCGUUCCCGGACCCGGGCCCGCCAGGCCCGCCAGGCCCGCUGGGCCCGUCCGGCCCGUCGCCUGCCUGAGCACCGCCCCCGUACGUCCUUGUUUGAUAGCACGUUUCGUAACAUGUAUACUUGAUCGAGCACGCUGCGAACUUUCUCACCGUCGGUAGCGACAGUCGUAGUACGUCAGAGGAGCCCUGCGCCGCAGUGCCGGCUGUGGUUUUAUCUGUUAGUCUUAAGUGAAUCGGAUUAGUGUACAAUAUAUACUUUAUACAUAUUUUUAAGUCAAUUUUAUAAGUUCGACAUAAAUCUGGAUGUACGACUUGAGAUGCAUUCCCGAGUAUUCUUCCAUUAUGCUACGCAUUUUACGUCAGUUCAAUGUUAUUUAAAACUAGUGAGCGCAUUAUAAGUGUAUUUUUAUUUGGUUCUCAGGAAUUAUUGGACCGUUUAAUGAUUGUGUUGUCCAUGAAUGUUUAACCUCUGUGAGGGUUACGCGCCGUGAAGGAGGUGACUCCGUGUCACUAGUGCCACUCCAUACAAUCCCAAAAUGUAAUACAAGGUAUUAUUUGUUGAGAUUGGAUGUAUGAUUGUUCUAUUCAUAUUUUUAUUAAUAAGUCCAGUUUUUCAUAGAAAAUUGUAAUGACACGGGGCUUCUGAUAACUCUUCCAUUGUUGUUGAUAUAUGUAUAUUGUAUUAGUAUGAGAGUGAGUGCGCGAACGUGCGUGUGAUAUUAUUGUAUAGUUGUAACUAUUGGUCAUAUGAAUACUAUAUUUACAAUUUUUUAAUGCCACACUAGCGACCACUGCUGCUGCCGGUCGCCACGACCGGCCGAGGAAUUCCGCAAAUACAUAAACCUAUGUUUUAUACGGAAACAAAUAAGUAUUUCGGAUGAAUGACGAUUUCAAUUUAUUUUUGUAUUAGUUUACUGCAAUCAGUCUUAGAAUCGAAUAGCAGCAAUCAAACAACAAAUGUUGUACAUUAGUGGUCAAAAACAAUUAGUGUGGGAUCUAUUAAUAUAAUUCACACCUACUAUAACAGUUCGAUUAAUAAGGUCUUGAUAUGACUAUUUUUAUAUGGAAUAUAAUACACAGUGUAUGUACUCUAGCUAUAUAGGUGCAUAUAGAAUAUGCCAUAACAAUCAAACAUUAACUUUGCCGUUGAAACCCGAACUCGUUCAAAUUUUAUUUUUGUCGUAUUUUAAUUUCACGCUAUACUUAAUGGAUGAAGAACGUAUUGGCGUAUGAAGUGCCAUCAAAUCAAAAAUAUGUAUAUUCAAAAAAUGAUUUAUAUUGAUUACUAAGAGAGAGACCAAUUGCAAUAUUUUUUUUUGGAUUCACUUCAAAUUAGUUUGCUAAAAAAUAUAAUUUACGAGUUACCAUUUUUUAUGUGAGUAUCGCCUAAAUUAUUAGUUCAACUUUAAUGACAUUUUUUCAAUUUGAAUGACAUGCGAUGAAUACAAUGCAGUUUGUCGUGGAUUAACAAAAUAUUAAGUACCUAGUUAGUAAGCAGAUGUAACGAGUUCGGUGUUCAGCCGCAGCGUACAAAUCCUCCGCCUCGCAGCCGGGCAAAGACACUGAAUACGUGAUAUUUUUAUUUAAAUAUAUUGACGUUUCCAUUGGCAUUUAUCAUUUACUGACUUAAACUAUAAUUAUAUAUUUUUCUAUACGUUGCAUAGUUUCAUGAGUUUUAACAUAGUAUGUAAAUACAAGGCAAGCUUUAAUAUUAAGUAUGUUAAUUAUGAUUACGAGAAAGUAGAAAAAUUGUUACAAUGUAAAUUUGUUAUAGAUUAAGACUUAAUUGAGUUUAGCUUCCAUAACAAUGAAUGCCAAUUUAUUGAGUAGGUUUGGUUCUAAAACCAAAUUAUUAUUAGCUAUCAACUUUGUUACUUACUUUUGUAACAAAAGUGUUGAGAUCAUUUAUUUUUAGAUUUAUAUCUUCCACGAACGAACAUAUAGAUCACAAGUUUUAGCGACGUUGUAAUUUUAAGUCACAUUUCCAAAUUAGUAAGGUGGAAGAUUAUGCCAAAGUUCACUUCAUAUAAAAUUACGUCACAGAAAAUAAGGAAUUACAAAAUAUCCACCGUAACGAACUAAACUUGUUAAUUUAGUUAAAACAAUAUAAUUUUAGUUGUUUUGUACAAACCGCCUUUACAUUCUGAAUGUUUCUAAUUGCACUAUACAUUGUAAAGUUUUAUAUUUCUAGGUAUAACGUAAUAUUAUUAUUAGUGCACAAACUAAUGUCUGGUCCACGUUAACGAUGCCAUUGUGCGAGUCGAUCCGGAUGGAAACGUAAACAAAUGUAUAUAGAAUUGUAUCAUUUCUGUUAUGGUAUAAAACUCAUGUUAACUGAUGAAGAUGAUGUUGAUAAUGUUUUAGAAAAUCUUUUAGUGCUUUUUCCUAAAGGUACCUAAAGCCACAUGGCACACGUAAUAUUAACCUCAAAACAAAUAUAAACACUGUUAAUCUAUUAUAA